UGCAUAUGCGAAGUAUAUUUUUGCCACCAUCUCCCACUGCAAUUGACGGCUUGGCAGGCCAGCGAGCUGACAUUGCCGGAACGGGCAGUUUGAUUGUCCCAUACAUACUUUAUGUAUGUAGCACCUCAUGGCUGGCAUGAUUCGGGCGCUCUUGAUUUGCAUCAACCACGCGCUCUGUGCAAUCCUUCCACCGCCCACCCUUCCAUCUCCACCAACAGUUGUUCGUGCCGGCCGUGGCGCGCGAACCCGGGGAAUUCUUUGUUUGGCGACGACCAUGGGAGGGCUGAUCAGAGUUCUAACCGCCUCCACACCUGAAACAUGACAUGGUCGCCCCGCGGCCAAUCGUUUAACGACCGAGUCGCGACGUUCAAACUUGCGACCACUCACUCGACCCUGCUGGCACUAUUGAUCUGCACCCGCAGCCUUUGACAAACACGCUGGUCCACUCGUGCAUGCCCUUACUGCAGGGGUUCAUUACCCAUCGUGCUGCCUGUUCUUUUAGAAGCCGCCUUUGCUGCGUUUCAUCCACAUAAAAAGCCCUGUAGUGCAAGCCCACGAUGGAAUCAUCUGGGCCACUCGUGCAGCCCAAAUUCAGGCAUGCAAGCCCACGGAGCCGCCAAACACCCAUCUGUGUCUCCUCUUACCAUGUAGACCCACUUUCACGCCUGACAAUACAACUCUACUUCACCCCCCCCCAAUCUGCCGCAACGGCGUGGCAUCCCUUUCCUUCUCCCCUUUCAACACCAACUCAAUUUUUACUUUCUGCAACACCAACUUUCAAUCCACACCCUUUACGUGAACAUUCUCUCUCUCUCUAUCAAACUUUAUCGCAAAACCUCCAAAUACACCAUCAACCAUUGAUACUUGUCCAACAUGGCUCUCCUUUCAGCAGAACACCUGGCCGGCCCAGGCUACAUAAUCCUCAAUGUCAUCCGGGCCUUGAACAUAAUAGCCCUCUGCUCCGUCAUUGCCAGCAGCGUCGUCAUGUUGGUCAAGACCUUCAUCGUGUCCAAAUUCUUCUUCUUCGAUGCUACCAGCCAUGUCGUUACCGGAUUCGUUGGCAUGUUUCUCGUCAUCUCCGAAUGCUCUCUCUUCCGUGGAUGGUUUGCGAAGAAUUGGCCUAUGUUGAGUCCUAGCCAUGGCUUCGUCUUCCUAGGUGUCAGCAUGAUGGUCCUUGGUCUCAACAUGCUGGGCAACAUGAACAAGGAAGCAACCAGCCAGGACUCUUUGGGCAUGCCAUUCUGGCGGCUUCUGGUCGCCUCGGGCUGCUUGGCUAUUGUCAUCGGUUUCUUCAACGUCGUCUCGAGCUUCGUGUUCCGUGAUACUUCUCGCCACAUCACGGCACGCCGCGUCCGCUCUCACGGUGCUAUAUCCCUGACUUCCUACCCGGAUGACAUCGAGUCUCAAUCUCUCUACGAUACCAAACACAAGCCCUUCAGCCUCAGCUCGCAACACACGGGCAGCGCCAGCUCUCGUAUCGGAGGAACUCCACCAUACCCAGCUUCCCGCAUCGGCACUCCCCCCAUCGACAUGGGCUCCCCCUCUCAAUCAUUCACUUCGCCCAAACCCGGCUCCACCCAUGAGAAGAACAACAACACCUUCUCCCAGUUCGACUUCAACCCGAUCCACGCUUUCCGCAACGCCCGCCAGUCGUUCCUCCCUCCUUCGUACCACUCUCCCUCUACUACGAACAACGAUAACAACAAGCGUGCCUCUUCCCUGUACUCUCGCUCUACGUCCGGUCAGACGAAACGCAGCUUCUGGCUCAAGCGCCGCGAGCGUGACAGUGUCGACACCGUGCCUCAUGUCCCUGAGAUCUCAAUGCCUUUGAACUCGAACCCACAAUUUGCCUACUUGACUAAGCCGAGUCUGGCGCACCACCCUAGCGUGAGGAGCCGUGAGCAGGACUUUGCCGAUAAUAAGUUCUAA
Periconia digitata is the source of this 1929-nucleotide messenger RNA. The record is from the annotation of a GenBank genome assembly. Lineage: Eukaryota; Fungi; Ascomycota; Dothideomycetes; Pleosporales; Periconiaceae.